Messenger RNA from Fusarium sp. VM40, 1002 nucleotides. NCBI's taxonomy places the organism in Eukaryota, Fungi, Ascomycota, Sordariomycetes, Hypocreales, Nectriaceae. The record is from the annotation of a GenBank genome assembly.
AUGGCACAGCUCUUGUCUUUUCGAGCAUUCAUCGGCUUUGUUUCCAUUGCUGUCGCCUUGGUUGCUUUGCUCGGUGCAUCACCACUUAAAGCAUUCUCAUCAACGUUACAGAGAGCAGGCCUCAAUUGGUUGAACCAACUCGAGAACACCACAGUCCCAUUAACGAAGAGACCCAAUACAAAGACACCAGUCUACUUCUUUAGUCAUGGUGGUCCCGAUGUUCAAUACAACACGAAGCACCCUGUCUAUCCAGUACUUCAGCAGAUUGGCAAAGAAAUUACACACAAGGUUAAGCCAAAGGCUGUAGUUGUCUUUUCAGCUCAUUGGAUGGGUGAGGAGAGCACCAUCCAUGUCAACAAUGCGAUUGAUACUGACCUUAUAUACGACUUCUAUGGCUUCCCUGAUCAUUUCUACAAGGCCAAGUACCCAAAUGAGGGAAGCCCCGAACUUGCAAGCAAGAUCAUGGUGAUGCUCUCAGAGGUUGGGAUCCAAUCAUAUGGAAUGAAGCGCGGCCUUGACCAUGGUGUAUUCUCUGGCUUCCACGUUGCCUUCAACCCGGAAACAAAUCCCCUGAACGUUCCUUUGGUACAAGUCUCCUUGUUCAAAAGCGAGGACCCCCAUGCUCAUUAUGCCCUUGGCCGUGCUGUUUCUGCACUUCGGGACGAAGGAAUAGUCAUCAUUGGUGCUGGAAUGUCGGUACACAACUUGCGUGACAUGCAUCAUAUGUUUGAGGGUAACACAGAGCCACUCCCGUACGUUGUGAGUUUCGACAACGCCCUCAAAGAAGCCGUGGAGGCCGACCCUGCUGUCCGCGAGGAAAAGAUGGCCUCGAUCUGUAAGCGAGGAGAUGCGAAGCAAGCACACCCAUUUAUGGAUCAUCUCAUGCCUGCUUUCAUCACUGCGGGCGCUGCGGGUGAGGACCGAGGAACACAGACAUGGACUUUGCAUGAGGGUAGUUUCGGUUGGUCGCAGUUUCGGUUUGGCGAUGUUCCUUCAUCUUAG